AUGACCCAAAACUCAUCUUCGUCGCUAUGCUUUUCGAGGUCUUGGACUCGUGUGUUCGGGGAAACUAAAAGUCAUUCGGUAUUCUCUCAUGAAGGCUCCGCCUCAAGACGUUCUUUUUGGGCUCUUGAAGCUUCUCAAACCCCCUUGAAGCCUUCUAAUCCUCAUUUGUUUGACCGUUUAGAACAGCUUCGUGGUAGUAUUCACGAAAAAGCUGUUUUAUCACUACGUGCCUCAGCGGAGUUGUCUUCAAGAUUCAAAAACGAUGAAGAGGAGGUUGACAGGGGCAAUGGACAAAACGCGGAGCGGCGUCAUUUCCGUGAGGUCCCAUUGUUGGCACGCACAAGGUCUUUUCUUAAGUCCAUGCCGCAAGGACUGGAGCAGACUGAAGAUGAAGAGUCGCGGGGGGCCGAUCAAAACCUAAGGACAUCUCCGAGCCUUCAGCAGCUGCGUGAUGACACUACAGGUUCAAAGCUCCAAAGGCAUCAGGGACGGUCGAAAAUGGAGUGUCUUUCUGCAAAUAAAUCAUUGAGUAGUACUGACAGUGUAAUAACCUCUACAGGAGUGUUAGGAGUUGCCGACCACCAGGUGUCUUGCAAAGGGGAGAAAGUUUUGGGGAGCGUCAGCCAACCGAUCACAUCACAUGCAGUGCCUGGUAUGCGUACACAGUCUCUCUCUUUCUUUCCUGAAGUGAUUGCAACAGAAAAGAAAGUGGACAGCACACAUAGUUAUGAGCCCCCUCAGAAGCGGGGAAGACAGCACAUUUCAAUGUUUGCCAACACUACGCUGAAUGGUGCAAGUCCCAGCCAGAUGCGGCAAUCAUGGUUCUGGAGUGCGUCUACUGACAACGGCGUGAAGACGAGCAAGAAUUCUGUAGUCAUAGACCCAUCUUCGAAGGAGAAUGGUAUUUUGCCCAAGGAGGCGAAACCACAAUCCUCCUUGGGCUGGACGUUACCUUACAGUGGUUCAAAUCUCAAAGUGACUAGUGUAUUUAAAAUGGGCCAAGACAAUGUUCGCCAGGAUAAAGAACAUAACUCCGUCUUACGCGAAGACGAAGGGUGCAGCUCAUCACCUACUGGGAAUCUUACAUCUGUCGCAGCCAUGCGCCUGGCAGUGCACGAUAAGGGUCACCUUGUUGAAGCAUCUCAAGGAAGCGUUCAUACGGAUAUUGUGUCUGAUAGCCAGGGCUCCAGCCGAAGAAAAGUGACGAAGAGAAGCCGUAAACAAGCUUCUCAUCAUCCUUCUGAGAAUGGGAGUACUUUUAACGAAGUGAAGCGUGGUAAUAACACACUUGCUGUCACGGACAUGCGUUAUAUUGUGUUUGAUACGUCCUCUCUACUGGAGUCGGACCCUGGUGUGCUUAAUUUGCUUGUCGAACGAUGUGUGAUAUGCAUUCCCUUCACCGUCAUCGAUGAACUCGAUAAGCUCAACAAGGGAAUCUGCAAGACUCUGGCAUCACCGGAGAUGGAUCUGAAGCGUGAAUGGCUUCGUCAUCGAUCCCGUGAAAUUAGAAAUUUUCUUCUUGCACAGCAGAAGUGCGUGCAACCGGAUACACCAGAGGUUUGCCGCAUAAGGAUCCAAAGGCGUACCGAAGUGAUACCGGAAUACCAUGGGCAACCUAAAUGCAAUGAUGAUUAUAUUUUAGAAUUUGCAGUUUAUUUGAAGGAGAAAGAAAAACUACAUCCAGUCAUAUUUGUUAGUGAAGAUAAAUUUCUUUGCAUCAAAGCGAAAACCGAGCUCGGUAACAGCUGCUCAUAUGCGGAUUUGAAGCAUUCUUUUGGUUUACGUCCCUGA
Molecule: messenger RNA, 1791 nt
Organism: Phytomonas sp. EM1
Lineage: Eukaryota; Euglenozoa; Kinetoplastea; Trypanosomatida; Trypanosomatidae
Source: the annotation of a GenBank genome assembly